GUCGGCGCUGCGCACUGCUGCCCGCCGGAGCUGGGCCGCCCGGGAUCGCGCCGCGGGCACUGCGCACACCCCCGAGGCAUGAGGCCGCCGCAGGGCAGGGCGAGGCGGCGGCGGGUGGUAAAGCUGCUCCUGCAACUUCAGCACUGAGCUCAUGGGGCUUUAAUUUUCACGUGCUAGGUACCUACUGUGGCUGCCCGCUUCAGCGCUCAGCUCUGCUGCACUGAAGAGUGAGGACUGAGUCCAUCAAAGGCUCCUGCAGCUGAGCUCCUGCCGGCUGUGCAAAUAACUGACCAGCUUCUUAGAAGAUGGUGUUUGUUCCUACUUGAAGCUGCCAUUUGGGGAACAGAAGAAGAAUGUGGACGAAUCCAAACCUUCGCUGCCUUUUAGCUCUAGCUUUUUUAUGUUUAACAAGCUUAGUGCAUAGUCGAGAGAUAGGUUCUCAAGGGGACCCCCAGAAUUUAAAAUGUGUCACGCACAAUUUACAUAAAAUGGUCUGUACUUGGGAGAUCUCAUCUGAAAGAAGACAUGGACAAACUGAGUUUUGUUACGCUACAGAGUGUUUUAAAACUAAGGAGGAGAGAGUCGAGAUUCCAGUCCCAGAGAGCUCCACCACUGUGAAAAUAACCACAUACAGCAUUUCUGGAACAGCUUUUGCUACUAGACAUUUUGAAAUUCACAAGAAAGACAUCUCAUUUGUUCCACUCGCUCCACGCAUUCUUAGUUUAACACCUGACUUUUCAACUUUCACAUUAACUCUGAAGUGGAGUGAUAAUGGAUCAGCCUUCCCAUAUGGACUGGAUGCCUCUUGGGAGAUUGAGGUACUCCGGAAUGGAAACAAUGUCACACGAGAAACUUACAAUUCAAAACUGAUCCAUGAAGACAUCAUUCAUUCUUGGAACUGGAAGUCAGAUAUGCCUUUGGAAUGUACAUCGCAUCAUGUGAGGAUUCGCCAUUAUAUUAAUAUAACACAAUUUGAUGGCCCCAAGGAUUGGAGUGCCUGGAGCCGAGUAGUAGUUCCUGGAAAAGAUACUGAGCCCAGUGGAAGUGGACUUUUUCCUCAGGACACUGUGGUGGCAGUGGGUUCAAAUGUGACAUUUUGUUGUGUCCAUAAAGAAGGACAGCAGAUACAACGGAUGUCAUAUGGAGCAAAAGAUUACCCACUAAUACGUCUGAGCAGUCGAAGCAGUGCAAUCAGAGUGCUAAAUGCCAAUGCUUCAAGUGCCAGUGGGACAAAUAUAGUGUGCACAAUGUCUGAAGAUUGGAUGGAUGGAGCUGUCUUGUUUGUAGGAUAUGGCCCUGAUACUCCCAAAGGCCUGAGCUGUGAAACAUCCAACUUUGUGAUAAUAAAAUGCACCUGGAAACCAGGUAGAGCCACUGGACUAUACAAAGCACGAGGAACAAAGUACAGUUUAACUGAAAGUAUAUCUGGUAAAAAUGUUUCCUGUGAAGUAAAUGAAAUGAAGAAAAAGCAUGUUUGUGGCUUUCCAGUUCUGGCUGAUCAGAAAACCUACAGUUUCAUAUUAGGAGCUUCCAAUCCCAUUGGACAAACAGAGGCAUCACUUUUGGUUGAUUUAAAUCAGAGAGUUAAUCCAGAAACUCCAGAGAAGUUAACUGCUUCUGGGAACAGCUCCACAAGUGUCCAUCUGCGUUGGUUUAUAAAUGGCAGCUUUGCUGAGAUCAGGCUUCUGUGUGAAAUAGAAAUCAGCAGUGGCCACUCUGAGCAAAAACUGCACAAUGUCUCCAUGCCUGGUGGGAAGUUCUCAAAUUACACAGCUCAGCUGAAUGCAUUGCACCCAUACACCAAAUACCAGUUCAGGGUGCGCUGUUCAGCUGCUGACCACUUCUGGAGAUGGAGUGACUGGAGUGGGACAUUGGAAUACACAACGUUGGAAGCCCCUCCUACCAGAGGACCAGAUAUCUGGAGAGAGAGAAGUCCUUCUGGAAAAAGUCUAAGAAUCUUCUGGAAGCCCUUAUCCCUUUCUGAAGCCAAUGGAAAAAUUGUGUCUUAUGAAGUGUCCUGCUACCUGCUAGAGAAAUCACUGGAGUAUAAAGAAGUCAUGGAGCCCUCAAACAGUACUGAGAUAAAACUUGGAAGAAAUGACUGUGUAAUUAGCGUUGUAGCCAAAAAUCAUGCCGGCUCAUCUCCUCCUUCAAGGAUAACAAGCGUUGAACUUCCAAGUGACAAUGUCAAAACAGAUCGAGCUGUGGCAAUGGGAAAUGGAAUUUAUAUUUCUUGGAAUUCUUUCCCGAACAUGACCUGUGGCUAUAUAGUAAAAUGGUGUCAUUCAUCUGGGUCGGAACCCUGCAGUGUGGACUGGCAGAAAUUUCCUUCAAAUACAACAGAUGCAGUGAUAAAAUCUGCUCUGUUCAGACCUGGCGUGCGGUACAACUUCUCACUAUAUGGCUGCAAAUCCAGUGGAUAUCAGUUACUGAAAAACAUAACUGGGUAUAUGAAAGAGCUGCCUCCAAAACGUGCACCAAAUUUUACUGUAGAGGAAACUUCUUCAGAUUCAAUAUUGGUAAAGUGGGAAGACAUGUCUAUUGAAGAUUGUCAGGGGUUUUUAGAAGGAUAUCGGCUUUCCUUUGCAAAAGGUGAAAAAGAUGCCUUAAGGCCUAGGCUUUUGGAAUCAGGGAAUCCAGAACUUAAAGUUAAGAAUAUCACUGACUUAACAAAAAAGUCUUUGAAAAUACUUGAUCUUCAAGGCAAAACAAGUUACCAGCUAGACCUACAAGCCUACACCGCUGGUGGGUUGAGCCCUCCAAACAGCCUCUAUGUAGUGACAAAGGAAGACUCUGUAGGACUAAUCAUUGCAAUUCUCUUCCCUGUGGCAGUGGUUUUUCUGCUUGGAGUUGUGACAAGCAUCUUUUGCUAUAGAAAAAGGGAAUGGAUCAAAGAAACGUUUUAUCCAGAGAUCCCAAAUCCUGAGAACAGUAAGGCACUGCAGUUUCAGAAGAACAUCUGUGAGGGGAAUAAGUCACUUAAAACACUGGAAAUGAAUCCCUGUACCCCGAAUACUGUUGAAGUGGUGGAAACACAGUCUGCAGCUCCCAAAAUCGAAGACACUGAGAUGAUGUCCACAACAACAGAUACCAUUGUGCCUGAAGAUGGAUCUGACUCAGAAACAGAAAACCACGUUGUUGUGUCCUACUGCCCCCCUAUCAUUGAAGAGGAAAUAUCAAAUCCCACUAUGGAUGAACCUGUGGGGUUAUCUCAGGUGGUUUACAUUGACAUUCAAUCAAUGUAUCAGCCUCAAAUUAAACCAGAAGAGGAGUCAGAAAUAGACUUAGUGACUACCGCGGGCUAUAAGCCACAAAUGCAGCUGCCUGUCAGUGCUCUGAAAAUAGAAAGUCGCACACCUGCCGAAGAAGAAUCAGAUAAAACAGCAGGUUACAGACCUCAAGCAAACACAAAUGCCUGGAACAUGGACACUCCAGACUCUCCUGGAUCAGUUGAAAGCAACAAUGAAAAUACAUCUUUUGGGAGCCCAUGCUCCAUUAAUUCCCGACAGUUUCUGCUUCCCCCAAAAGAUGACGAAGACUCUCCCAAGCCCAGUAACACAGGGUGGUCCUUCACACACUUUUUUCAGAACAAGCCAAAUGAUUAACAGUGAGUCGUCAUUGCACCUGAACCUGCCUUCUAAAUAAGCUCUUAUUCCUGAUGUUGUAAAGACAGGAUGAAAAAAAGUGCUAAAAGCAUGUGUUAUUCUUGGAGACAGUCAGCAGAGGUUCUAGUAAGCUGAAUGUUACUAUGUUUAAGUUAGUGAAAGUGUUGAUGUUCCAUUUUAAUAGAGGCUGAUGCCAGAAUUAUAGCAAUUUAGUUAUUACUGUAGUAAAAUAUAUUGGAUAUAAGCGGUAUUGAGUUUAGAUCUGAUAAAUAUAGUCAAAGAACUCUGCCUACCUUCAGAUAGUGUUUGAAGGCUAAUAUGAUUUCAUACAACUCAUAACUUGGAAAGAUUGCUUUGCUUUGUUGUAGUUGUUCUCAACCAUGCAUACUCAAAUGGUGUAGUCCCAACAGGUAUGCUCGCUUGAAGAUUUCAUUUACUGAAAACUUCAGCCUAAUGUUUGGUAAGGGUAUGGUUGGAAACUCUUGAGAUCUUUCACCUAGUGAUAAACUAACAACAAAUCAAAGUUCUACUUUUCUCCCAUAUGAAAAGGUAUUGUCAACUGUUUAACACUUUUGAAGCGAUGGUCAUUCAAAUCUGUUGCUUUUUAACUAGACACUAGUUUCUGUACCUACUGUACAAUGUUUAUUCAAUGUUUGACUCAGGGGUACAAACUUGGGAAAAAAGUGUAACACUGAUUUAAACCUCAACAAGAACUGCAUGAAGUUAAAAAAAAAAAAAAAAAAAAGAAAGAAAAGAAAAACAACCCUAGAAUACUCUAUACUUUUUCUGUCCUUUGGUUAAGGAGUUAAUAUUUCUUGAUGUAUUGCACUAAUGCAUUUUGUAUUUUAUAGUUUGAGCUCCAGAUCUUCUGCGUCAAAGUCAUUCUCUAUUCCAUUCCCUCACAGUAUUCAGGAGUCUUUGCAUUAUGCAGUUAUGUGAGCCAUGGGGAAAUCUCUGACCACUGACAGUAGUUGUCCAAGCCAUUUGGCACCAGAAAUCAGAUGUAGUACUACAGCUCCGUGAGAACAAAUUGCUCUUUGGAUGGUCUUCAUUAUGUUAGCUCUGCUACCUGCUGCCUGGCUGUUCUCCACAUUGUCCACCCAACAGGACCUUUUCCUACAAAUCCUAUCUAGGAGUGCAAAGGGGGAUUUCUGCAGUGGCAGAAACUUUUAAGAGGUUUUAUGGCCACUAAUUCUACCUCUCCUUUACUAGACAUGUGAUGCAAAGAUAAAUGAUUAAAUGUUGUAAAUUUGUAUGCUUAAAGAAGUUUUCAGAACAAUCAUCUUUGAUUUUUUUUUUUUCAUGUAUGCAUCUAUAGGCAACUGUAAUUGUGGUAUUUCACUGUGUAAAUUUCCAACUGUAGCACACUGAGUUUCACUAGCUUACAAUACAAAGUGCUUUCUAACAUACCUAUUCCAUAUUGUAAAACACAGUGAAGAGAGGUCAGAUCUUGUGCUUGACCAAAAAGGGUCUCCAUAAAGUCCUAACUAAAUCUUUGUGUAGAUCUCAAUUUCCUGAACCAGUUUGUGGCAUUUGAAAAAAAUAAGAUGGAUGGAUGGAUUUCAAACUGAGAUAUAUAACAGAUAAGGAGGCUGGAUUGACUAAGCUGCUAGCUGUAAUGGUGUGAGCACAGACCAGAAGGGUGGCUUUAGCAGAUGUUUGAUCUACAGAACCACAUAACCUGGCCAUCAAAGUAAAACCAAGCAUUAGGUUAAACCUAGUCACUGCAACGGGUGCUGCAGUUUCAGAUACUGACAUGUCUCUGCCAUCUCCAUAGAAUGAAAACACGGAAGGAUUUCAAAGCUGGCAGAACACUAAAGGCAAAACACUAAGUAGUUUCCAAAUCAUAAUCACUAACAACUGUAUAUGACUUCUGGAAGAGUUUAGAUAUGUUUGCGGGCCUGAGAGAAUACACACUCUGUCUGAAGAAUGGAAAGUGCAGAUAGGAUUCUGCUCUAGAGGAUGAAUUCUGGAAUGAACAGUGCUGCAAAUGAAAAGUAAGGCAGCGUGAAUAGCUGGUGUCCAUCUGUCACCAGGCGUGCCUACAAGAGAAAGUUUCAUGCCUAACCCAUUACUGCUUGUUAUUCAGAACACUAAAUUAAUACAUAAAAGGAAGCAGUUCUACUCCUUGUGCCUGAUAGCUAGGCAGCAAUUGUGUCCUAAUAGUAGCAGGGUUUUUUUUUAUUUUAUUUUCUAUGUGCAUUUAUGUCCUAAUGAAUUUUAGAUUGUGCUGACAUAUGCUUUUAACUGAAAGCAGAAGGUGUUUAGAACAGAGGGCAUGGAUAGUGGUUUGUCAUGUUUUUGUUUAGUGGAGCAGUUUCUCCAUACAGAGGAGCAGUUACUGUUAUAUGAAGAUCCAUAGGAAAAGGGAAAACUCUGUAGGAAAAUAGCUGAUCUCAGAGAAUAACAGUGCUUUCUUAUGGUUGUAUUUUGCAAGAAGCAACACCAAACCCAAGUCUGGCAGUUUUUAACUUGGCAGACUGGAAGCCGGAGUGACCAGGCAGCACUCAAAGCUCACAGGGGGCAACCUAAUACCCCUGGCAGUGCUCUCGAGGAGAAUCGGUUCAACACAAGUAUCACAUAUUCAAGUUUUCCUUCAUGUUGGUCUUCAUUUUCAGGAAAAGCAAAAUCAUUCUGUAUUGCUUUAUUUCACAAUGAUUGGGUAGUAGAGACUUCCCCUAAUAUAGGGUUGUCUUUAAUGUAACCAAAGCACUCUCACUUAAUUAUCCACUGCUAUUUUUUUUUUUUAACAUUAUUUGAUUUGUGUUCCAAUUUCCAGGAUGUAGGGUAGAACAGUCCCAUUAAGAGCAAAGGCUUACCAUAUUUUUAACCUUGUAGCCCUCCAGUGGGGCUUCACCUGUACGCUACCAGUGAGGACUCCUUUCAGAUGUCUGUCUUAAAUCUUCUGCAGCAAAUCCAAAUACUGUAUUAGUGAAAGGAUAUGUGCUUAUUUAGUGUCCAUGCAAAGACACCCCUCGGUGUGGGUGUGUUGCGCAGUAAAAAUGAACAACAAGGACCAUCAGAGAAUAGACUUUCUUUUUGAGCCCAAGUGAUUUGUUAAACCAAUGAAGCAUGUUUAAGAAAGUCUUCCAUACCAAAAGCACUUUCAAAGCAUGGUGCUGUUUAACCUCUAGAUGUAUUGAUGUCAAUUGUGAGACUGAAACUUUGGGCUUCAAAGGAGAUCAGACUCCUUGUACUUGUGCCUUUGGGCUUCCCAGUGAGUCUCUGUGGUCAAAUUAGGUGUGAGUGAAACCCCAUCCCUUUGUUUUUGAAAGAUCUAUUAGGAAGCUAGAUGUAAUGCAUUUUCAUCAUUUUCUGAAAGAUCUUUUCCCUUUAUUGAACAUCUAUUUUGUUUUAAUUCUUUAGGCUUUUUGCUUUUUUUUCCCUUAGAAAAAUAGGAAAGUAAAAAAUGGGAAAAGAAAAAAAAAAUUCCAGAAGGGUUCUGAGUAGAAGAGCUUUUGUACAAAACACCUCACUCCUAACUCAGUGCUUCAAUCCUCUGAUGCAAUCAGUGUCCAGAGAUGUAGGGUGCCAGUGUCAAGCUGUUUCUUUCUGAAGCAAGUCACCAGUGUUGCUGCUUUUUAUUUUGAGCCAUGCCUGUCAUAUGUGACAAUUGCGUUUGGUUUUUGUUAUGAUUUUUAGUACUGCUCAUUUCAUGCAUGGAACAUUGGCCAUGUCUGAUGUAACAUCAUGCACUAUUCUAUUUGACUUGUUCUUUAUUUUUGUUGUUCUGACUGACAUACAGGAGCAUACUUGGGAUCUUGAUUUUGUGUGUUAAAUUCUGGAGUUGUAAAUUUGAAUGUGAUAUACCUCACAGAACUACUAGUAAAUAUUUCAACAAAAUAGUAAGCUAAUAUUACGGAUGGGCAGUGAAUUAUCUCCCUUGCUAUGUGGUGGCUGCAAAUGCAGACUUAGGACCCAAUCAGUGGUAUUUGCUGUUGUUGCUGACUCUAUUAUCCAUAGUUGCUGCUUAAAUGGAUGAGCUGUUUCUGAAAGGAAAUCAGUAGCCAUGUCAUCCAUCACAACACAAUUGGCAAAUGCAACACGUUUCUUCACCUUUGAUUUACGAGGGGGACCAGAACUUUCCUUUGCUGGGCACACAGCAGUAGUGUGCUACUGCUCAACUCAAGUUUCAGGCUGCUCUGAAGGGGCACAUUCAAGUCUCUUCUCUCCUUUUUUGUUUUUGACAAGUUCAGCAGGAUAAAAUUAGAGCUGAAGGCAGUGAGAUUCCUUCUUAUACUGUCCUCCACACUCAAUAGAACAUAAAUGGUAGCAAAACUGAGGGUAACUGGAUUUGUUGGAGGGAGAAGGUAUUUGAAUAUCACUAUUAAAAGGUGACGAGAAAUUGUAUCCUCUAUUUUUAGACAGUAAUUUCUUUGUAAAUAGCAUACUUGUAUCUACAAGUAGAUAAAAAUACAGUAAAAGAUUUGAAAUACGCAGGAUAAAAAAAAUGUAAUAUUUCAAGAAUCAAGUUGCUAACAAGGCUCUGUACCAUAAAUCUAUCAAGAACUUCCCAUCUAAAUAGCAUCCUUUGCUCUGCCACAGGCUUUGAUGAAGACUUCAAAUCAAAUGGCAUCAGAAUUUUUAACACUAAGUAAGGUCCUAACUUUUCAUGCAAAUAUGUGAUAGCAGCAUUAUGUACCUAGGUGUGUAUUGGCUUACAAUUCCCAAAGCAUGUUUUUUCAGAGCCCUGUACUUGAGGAUAUGCCUUAGGAAGUGCAGUUUCGCUUAGGGGAAAUGGCUGCCAUCUGCACUCCUCCCAGCGUCCUACGCCGAGUUCGUGCUGUUGUGCAUUUAGCAGUGACCUGCGUGACUGAUGUUUAGAGAUGCUGUCAGCACAUCUGCUGAUUUGUUGUUGAAUUCUUCUUUGACUUGUCAUUAGCAAGCCUGAGAAUACAUUCUCCGGCCCCAAAUGUUGCAUACAGAGGUUGAGGAACAUUGGAGUGUUUAAAAGCUCAUUUCCUCAUGCCUCUCCUAAAUUUUUAAAUAUCUUCUUAGAGGCUGGAAAACAGUUUCUUCCAUAACAGUUUUUUUCCCCUCCUCCAUCAUUUAUAUAACUCUGGAUUUUCCCCCGUGUUUCUACGAUAGUGUUUAUUUCCUUUUUGCACAUUAUGCAAACAAACCUCAAAUGAUAUUGGCAGGGUUUUCUGUAACUUUACAAGUUGUCCCAGUGUGCACAACAAUGCUUUUUUUGUUUCCCCCCCACAAAAAUGUCUGUCAACUCCUCUCACUCUUCCAACAAAAGAAAGUCUACAGAAAAUAUUUGUGGACUGAGCUUCACCAGGAAGUUCAGCAGCUGAGUUGGUCAGUGAGCAGGAUGCUGCAAGGGAUCCUUCACCAGUCUCACCCUCUCUUUGUGUCUGGGUGAUGCCAUGGUGAGCCAGAGUAAUCAGCAUCCUCAUCUUUUACUGGGUUCCCUAACAACGUCUCUAGGGAGGAUUUUGAAUAGUCCCAAAUCUGCACUUCGACUGGUGUUACCGGAAAGCAGGCUGCUGAGGAAGUAGAAGCACAGGUUCCAUGAGCACUCUACCAGCCACACAUUUCAAUAACUUUGCAACUCAUUUGGUUUAAUGUGCAAAUUGUAGUGCCCAGAGGGUGAAGUUUAACCAGAGGCUACAUAAAAAUUGAAUGUUUUCAUUUUCCUUUUUUGGGCUGAGAAAAACUCAAAAAACUCGAAGUGGGCAGAGUAAAAUAGACGCCUGUAAAGUCUCAUGCCUUUUAGUAGUAAUACAAAUACAGAUACAAAACAAUCCUCAAACUUCACCAUGACAGGGUUUCCUUAAUGUGAUUUAAAGUGGCUUAGGGUGAACAAUACUGUAAGCUUUGUAGCCUCUCAGAUGGCCAAAAAAUAAGAAAACUCUCAUCUGAAACCCUACCUGAUGAUAAUGGUAGUUUGAACUUCAGUCCAGCUGUGGCACGCAAAGCAGCAGAACUGGUGGAGUCAUGCAAGUCACCCAAAAAUUUGUUGUACUCUAAUGCUGUAACUUUAAAAAUAUAUGCUGUGAACAGGUUCAAUGGUUCAAUGUUUUGUUUUGUUGGGGUUUUUUUUUAGGUCUUUUUAUACUGUCUUUUUACAGCAUAAGUAAUUUUUUUUAGAGAUGGUUUUGUGUUCUAUUUUUACAAAUAUUUUAAUGGACUUUUGUUUAAUAGUAGUGAAAAUAUUGUUUGCCAAUUUGAAAUGUUCAUCUAUAGAAAUUAGUCCUGAGAAUAAAUCAAUAAAUCAUACUGUCAAAACAGUCAUCCUAAUGCAUUAAACCUAACCAGUCAUUUAACAUAGUUCUGUUGUUGAAUGAUACCGAAGUUUUCCAGCUUCCAAAUCUGUUACUCAAAAAAGAUUUUCACAUUUUAAAAUAAUCAUACAGCACUUUAAUGAAGUUGUAGUAUACCAAGUAAAGUAGUGAUUCAACAGUGUGUAUCAACAAGAAAAUUUAUUAGCUUAGCAAUUAAACAAAUGCAUGCUUGAAAAUGGAAGCAUGGGAUCACGAUGGGGAAAUAAUAUUCCAGUGGGUUAGAUGACGUGAGACUAACCUAAGGCACCAACUUUGCAAAUGUUUUAAAACUAGUUUGCUUGGCUGUUGUAAUUCUUGUUGUAUUGCUUGUGUGUCUAAAAACAUGCAUGUAUUUAACAAUUUUACCAUAGUAUUGCCAUGGAAUUUAAUAAAUAUAUUUUCUUACGCUCUUA
Gallus gallus (chicken) is the source of this 10287-nucleotide messenger RNA. It is a transcript of the gene LIFR, whose product is annotated as LIF receptor subunit alpha. Gene Ontology annotation, cellular component: external side of plasma membrane; membrane. NCBI's taxonomy places the organism in Eukaryota, Metazoa, Chordata, Aves, Galliformes, Phasianidae. The coding region runs from base 354 to 3605 and encodes 1083 amino acids. The record is from RefSeq and is a predicted model, not a curated record. Gene Ontology annotation, molecular function: cytokine receptor activity; protein binding. The transcript is spliced from 22 exons. Gene Ontology annotation, biological process: cytokine-mediated signaling pathway.